AUGGGAGACGCCGGUCCGUCCACGGUACAGCCUGCUCAGGCUCAGGCUCCUCAGCAGCAGCAGGCUGACAAGAAGCCUCACAUCACCGACACUAAGAUCACUCUUGCCAACUGGCACCAGCAUGUCAACUGGCUCAACGUCUUCCUGAUCCUGGGUAUCCCUCUGGCUGGCUGUAUCCAGGCUCUCUGGGUGCCGCUGCAGUUCAAGACUGCCGUCUGGGCGGUUAUCUACUACUUCAUGACCGGUCUAGGAAUCACAGCUGGAUACCAUCGUCUCUGGGCUCACUGCUCGUACUCUGCCACUCUGCCGCUGAGGAUCUACUUGGCUGCCGUCGGUGGUGGUGCCGUCGAGGGUUCCAUCAGAUGGUGGGCUCGCGGCCACCGCGCUCACCACCGAUACACCGACACCGACAAGGACCCGUACUCUGUCCGCAAGGGCCUGCUCUACUCCCACCUCGGCUGGAUGGUCAUGAAGCAGAACCCAAAGCGCAUCGGACGUACCGACAUCACUGAUCUCAACGAGGAUCCCGUCGUCGUCUGGCAGCACAAGCACUAUCUCAAGGUCGUCCUCACCAUGGGUCUUGUCUUCCCCAUGCUCGUCAGCGGUCUCGGAUGGGGUGACUGGAUCGGUGGUUUCGUCUACGCCGGCAUCCUCCGUGUCUUCUUCGUCCAGCAGGCUACUUUCUGUGUCAACUCCCUGGCUCAUUGGCUCGGUGACCAGCCAUUUGACGACCGCAACUCUCCACGAGACCAUGUCAUCACUGCCCUCGUCACCCUGGGAGAAGGAUACCAUAACUUCCACCACGAGUUCCCAUCGGACUACCGCAAUGCUAUCGAAUGGCACCAGUACGACCCUACCAAGUGGACCAUCUGGACCUGGAAGCAGCUCGGCCUCGCCUACGACCUCAAGCAGUUCCGUGCCAACGAGAUCGAAAAGGGCCGUGUCCAGCAGAUGCAGAAGAAGAUCGACCAGCGCCGUGCUAAGCUCGACUGGGGCAUUCCCUUGGACCAGCUGCCCGUCAUGGAGUGGGAUGAGUACGUCGAGCAGGCUAAGAACGGCCGUGGCUUGAUUGCUGUUGCCGGUGUUGUUCACGACGUCACCGACUUCAUCAAGGACCACCCCGGCGGCAAGGCCAUGAUCAACUCUGGUAUCGGCAAGGAUGCUACCGCCAUGUUCAACGGAGGUGUCUACAACCACUCCAACGCAGCCCACAACCUGCUCUCGACCAUGAGAGUGGGCGUCAUCCGCGGAGGAUGCGAAGUUGAGAUCUGGAAGAGAGCCCAGAAGGAAAACAAGGAAGUCGACUUUGUACGUGAUGAGUCUGGCAACCGUAUCAUUCGUGCUGGUUCACAGGUGACUAAGAUCCCUGAGUCGUUCCCGUCUGCCGGCGCCGCUUAA
Molecule: messenger RNA, 1398 nt
Organism: Nannizzia gypsea CBS 118893
Lineage: Eukaryota; Fungi; Ascomycota; Eurotiomycetes; Onygenales; Arthrodermataceae
Product: acyl-CoA desaturase
Exons: 2
Coding region: 1-1398 (465 amino acids)
Biological process (GO): unsaturated fatty acid biosynthetic process
Cellular component (GO): endoplasmic reticulum membrane
Molecular function (GO): stearoyl-CoA 9-desaturase activity; heme binding; iron ion binding
Source: RefSeq, a predicted model, not a curated record